This is a messenger RNA of Pectinophora gossypiella (pink bollworm), 357 nucleotides long. It is a transcript of the gene Uqcr11, whose product is annotated as cytochrome b-c1 complex subunit 10-like. Gene Ontology annotation, cellular component: mitochondrial inner membrane. The transcript has a single exon. Bases 96 to 275 code for a protein of 59 amino acids. The record is from RefSeq and is a predicted model, not a curated record. Lineage: Eukaryota; Metazoa; Arthropoda; Insecta; Lepidoptera; Gelechiidae. Gene Ontology annotation, biological process: mitochondrial electron transport, ubiquinol to cytochrome c.
CACACAGACUAAAAAUUUACGUAACAUUUUGGAGUACAAUCGGAUCCAAUUUCCUGGUUAUUACCAAGGAAAAGAAGGAAUCUAAUAUAUAAAUCAUGUUGGGACGUCUGGGGAAGAAGCACUUCGAGAUGGCAGCUUCGUUUGCGCCGUCGAUAGCAGGUUUUGGCGGCACUGCUUUCUUGGGGCUGCUAUACUUCACAGAUUGGAAGGUGUUCGUAACCUACAUCCCUUACUAUGGAGGCAAGUUUAAGGCAGUGGAAGCUGAAGAAGAAUAAAUGGAACUCCUGUGUGUUAUCCCAAUUCUGUGAAUAUUUAUGUUAGUUUGUAAAUUCUAACUAUUAUAAGUUAUAGACAUCU